UAUAUCAGCCGAAAUAUGACAGCAGAGUUAAUUAUAAUUUUAAAGUUUAAUUAUAAUAAUUGAAUCAAUUUAUAGUAAAUAGUUGUAAAAUAGCAUGUGUUAUUGUUAAAAAACUAAUGAAUAAAUAAAUGAGUACGGAUUUUAACAGGUGAAAUGGUGAUAAUAUGGACAGAUGAUUGAAUAAUAGUGCGAAAAUUAACCAGGAUAAAAGAAAUAUAAGGAUAAUAGAAGGAGAGAAUAAUUAUUGAUAUUUGUGUGUGUAUAGUACUAUGGCACAUUAUAAUUUAUUCACUGAUAAUAAUGGUUUACCGAUUAUGCUUGAGGAUGGCCAACAGUUGUGUACAGUUGUUGAUGGUCAACGAUAUGUAAUUAUUCAAAACGUAAAUAAUGGUAAUCAGAAUAACGUGUUAGCUUACUCAGCGUUUAAUGAUAACGAAACUACUGUCUAUUCUCAUCAAGCACUUAUUGGUACACAGAGUCCCUCAGCACUUGAACGCGGGCAGAACGUUUUUAUUUUAGAAUCUGGAGAAAUAUCAGUACAGCCGAGUACAUAUAAAACGGAGAGCUCACAGAAUAUUUCUGUUGGAGACAGUUCGUCAAGAAUCAUAAAAGCUCCCAAAGCUGUUUCUAAUACUUUGAAUGAUAAAAAAAGCAAUCAGUGGGUUGAAACUUCGUUUAAUAUAACACAACUUACUAUGAACAAUCAAGCUCAGAAAACUGUCACAACAUUAGCUCAAUUGGAAGAAGGACGAGUAUCAAAGCCGAGAAACAGACUUCCAGCGCCAUUAGUAUCGCAUCCAAUGCCAAUUGUGACCAACACUUCUCAGAAUAUUGCCAGGACAUCAACGCCACGGCACACACCAACACAGACAGUACGAGUGGCAACACUCUCACCCAAUAUAUCGGCUGUAGCCCCACCGAAACCGACAUCCAGGCCACCACUGCGCGGUGACAAUGCGGCACUUCGUCGCAGCUUGACUCCACGAGCUCCAGUUCCACGACAGGCGACACCUCAAGUUCGUCAGGUUAUGGAUUGCCUGAGCGAACGAAUAAAAGCUUCCCAACCACCGCUAAUGCGAGGUCUUUCUCCUCAACAUCAACAGCCGCAGCAACAACAACAACAACAACAACAGCCACAGCAACAACCACAACAACAGCCGCAGCAACAACAACAACAACAACAACAACAACAACUCCAACUCCAACAAUUACAGCAGAAACAGCAACAACAAAUAUCAUCACAGCAGUUGAUGGCACUUAAUUCAAUGAAGCGGCCAGUGGUGAAUUCUCCACGACCUCGAUUACCCAUCACACCACAGAAGCAAGUUACUCAGGUAGUUACCCAAAGACCCACGCCGCCUUGCCCAACUACUCCAGAUUCGAGUCCAGAAAAAAUGGAAAUGUGUAGUUACCCUAGUACUCCUGAGAAGUCUGGAACCACACAUGGGGAGCAAAAAUCACCCUCUGACAGCGAUGCAGGAUCUGAAAGUUUUGUCUAUCUUCAAAGAACAAUAAAAGAUCCAGUUAACGCAAUCGUCCAGCAACAAGUAAGCGGCAGUAUUGUCAAGAUGUUGGUGGUGUUGGCUAGCAGAGAACAGCGGUUAAUAACAUUUGACAUUCCCGCCGAAGAAUGUACAGUCCAGGAUCUUCUAGAUCAAGUAGAUAUUCCUUUCAACGGUAAAACAAUAGUAUCGCUUGUCACAGAUGUUGCGUUGAACAUUAAUUACAUCGUCGAAAGCGAAGCUGGAGUCAUUCAUACGAUGCACGACACCUCAGACACUUCAGAUCAAUCCGAAAACCAAUCAAUCGCUCAGACAAAUGAAGACAGCAGCCCUCCUCACGAAGAGCCCAAGUAUAUCGAGGGACAAAGUGCUCUCUGUCCUUACUGCGGCACUCAUUCCUAUGAUUUUAAUCGCUGCUACAAAUGCAAAAAAUCAUUGCCAAGUGACUCGCGGCAGGUGUCAAUGAACCCAACGACAAGUCAGCAGAAAAAAGAGAUGAUAUCGACUGAAAGCUUUUACAAAAAACGCAAUGAAACCAAUAAAUUCGAGCGUGAAUUGGGACCACGCAAACGUGGACGACCACCUAGAACAUCUACACCAUCUACAGCGGUAAUUAGUAAACUUAAACAAAAAGAACCUGAGUGCUUGACUCUGUCAUCGGAUGAUGAUGACGGUGAUGAUGACGGCAGUGGCUCCCGUAAAAAAACCACGGCCCAGCAUAAAUCUUUGAGCAACUUGAUCACUAGCAGCGGAAUGAUGAACGACGAAAUGGAAUUUAUAUCUGAGAAAGAGCCUGUCAUCACGAAUAAUAAAACAGUGUUACAAGAACAAAGCUUUCAGCCAGUCCCAAAUACUGAGCCCGAUUUAAUCGAUAAAAAUAACGGUGAUGUAACGGGUGAAGAUAACGUCAACCUAAACUUAAAACUCGAGACUUCGUUUACAUGUCGCACUGUUAGAAUAGGUUCAUACAAGUACGUACCGCGGGAGAAAAUAUUUUUGAGUAAGAACGGUUUAAGAUUAGUGGUACCUUUGCUCGAAGAUCAGGAUCAGUGUGUCACGAUAAAUGUUAAGAUCUCUGAAAUUGUAAAAGUACUGAUACAUUUUGGCAAAGCAAUGCCAGUGUUGUUUUUUUAUACAAAUCCAAGCUGUGGAGCAAACAUUCGUGAGCUCUUGGGAAUGCAGGACACUAAGGGCCAAUAUUUUGAUCCAGCUGGUAAGGAUCAGACGCACAAGAGGAUAACGCUACUGCCGGAUAAAAUUUCCGAGGAGGCUAGGCAGGUUUGUAAAAUGAUAUUCCCCCCGGGAAGUAAGAUGGAUGAAUUAAAUGCUAAGGAAGCAAAUGAUAUUCUGGUGCGUGCGUCUCCAAAAGAUAACUCUCAGAUGCCACUGAUGGUGAAGAAACCACCAUUAUCAUCGUCGACUGGUAAUUCUGGUAAUAUUGUAAACGGUCGUCCUAAUGACCGUCUCGUCCAGAAGUUGACUGUUUAUCCACCACCGCCAGCAAAAAGCGGUAUUGCUAUUAAUACCGAAGAUUACACUUGUCUUGGAGAAGACCAAUUCCUCAAUGACGUUAUAAUAGACUUCUAUCUCAAGUAUCUAACGCUCCAAGUACUUUCUGAGAUUGAUCAGCAUCGUACACAUGUUUUCAGUUCAUACUUUUAUAAACGGUUAACAAGUCGUCAUGCUCAAUCAGCAGAUAUUACCAAUUCAGUGUCACCAGCCGCAAAACGCCAUGCUCGUGUACAAAAAUGGACUAAAAAUGUUAAUAUUUUUGAAAAAGACUUUAUUAUCAUUCCGAUAAACGAGCAUGCUCAUUGGUUCUUGGCGAUUAUUUGUUACCCGGGAUUGGUGGGCACCGUAUUGCCCCCAUUACCCCCUAAAGAUCCCGAUGUUAAAAAAUCUAAGAAAAAUAAAGAAGUAAAGGUUCAGACCCUGACUAUCGGAAGUACGACAAUUACACCCGUGGCUACUCCAACGAUAACGAUCGACCAAAAUGACGAGGAUUCUGAGAGAGAUGAGGCCGAAGGCGAUGAGGAUGAGAUGGAUAUGGACAGUGAAGAAGAUGACGAAGCUAGUGAUAAUGCUGAAGGAAACGCCAAUGCCAAUUCUAAGGUCUCGAUUACUCCUGUUGAGAAAAAGAUUGUCUGCUCCCAGCAAGAAGAACCAACAGUCAAAUCGCCCUGUGUUUUAAUUUUCGAUUCUCUCAAAGGUGCCAGUCGGUCUCGCGUUGUUGCCACGCUUCGUGACUAUUUGAGUUGCGAAUAUCAAGCUAAACUUGGUAAGGAUAAAGUCUUUUCUAAGGAUACAAUCAAGGGAAGUUGUCCGAAGGUUCCACAGCAAUCAAACUUCACUGACUGUGGGCUUUAUUUAUUACAAUACGUCGAAAGUUUUUUCAAGGAUCCAAUUAAAGAUUACAGAUUACCGAUAAAGUCUGUGAAAAAUUGGUUUGAAGAGAUAGUAGUUACAAGAAAACGUGAAGAACUUUCAAACCUUUUAAUAAAACUAAUGAAUGAAACUAACGGAGACAAAAAAAUAAUUCUACCCACGGUCCAAUUUCCGACGCAAGACGGCAAGCUUAAACCAAAAUCUGAGACCUCAGACAAGUCUGAUCUCAAGGGCCAGAAAGGUGAGAGCGAAGCUAAGAAAUCCAAAAUUGAGAAAGAACAAUCAUCGAAUGUUAGUACCAACCAACAACAGCAACCUGACUCACAGGAGACACCAAAUCGUCCUGUUAAAACGUAUCUUACUAUUGUACCAUGUUCGUCGACAUCUGGAGAAUUCAAUACUGUUGGAAUGGUUGUUACUAAAACACCCACGUCAACUGUCACAUCCACGGCGUUUUUAAGAACCAAACGUAUUCCUAGGUUAAUACAAAAAGAAACUGAAACUUCGGCACACGAUUCAUCAACUGCAGCAGUUCCUAUAAAAAAGCACAAGGGUGAUUGUUUGGAUUCUUGUAAAUAAUAUUAAAUAUAAACCACAUUAUUAAUUGUUUCAUUACCUUUUUUAUAUUGUCAAGUGAGUUAUUAAUAAGCUAUAAUUCGACAUCAAUAAAAUUUAAAACAAUAAUAAUUUUAUUAAAUAUAUGUAGUUAGUACUUUAUAAUUGAGAAUAAAUCUCAAUUAAUAAGACUUAAUUAUAUUUACUAUAAUUUACAGUUUAUAAUAAAAACAAAAACAAACAAUA
Molecule: messenger RNA, 4688 nt
Organism: Cotesia glomerata
Lineage: Eukaryota; Metazoa; Arthropoda; Insecta; Hymenoptera; Braconidae
Exons: 5
Coding region: 270-4466 (1398 amino acids)
Biological process (GO): protein desumoylation
Cellular component (GO): cytoplasm; nucleus
Molecular function (GO): SUMO-specific endopeptidase activity
Source: RefSeq, a predicted model, not a curated record